Arvicanthis niloticus (Nile rat) is the source of this 3379-nucleotide messenger RNA. It is a transcript of the gene Capn6, whose product is annotated as calpain 6. Gene Ontology annotation, molecular function: calcium-dependent cysteine-type endopeptidase activity. Gene Ontology annotation, biological process: proteolysis. The record is from RefSeq and is a predicted model, not a curated record. Lineage: Eukaryota; Metazoa; Chordata; Mammalia; Rodentia; Muridae. Gene Ontology annotation, cellular component: cytoplasm.
UUGGAUAAUAAUGGGUCCUCCUCUGAAACUCUUCAAAAACCAGAAGUACCAAGACCUGAAGCAGGAAUGCAUGAAGGAUGGCCGGCUUUUCUGUGACCCUACCUUUCUACCAGAGAAUGAUUCUCUGUUUUUCAACCGGCUGCUUCCAGGAAAGGUUGUGUGGAAACGUCCUCAGGACAUUUCUGAUGACCCCCAUCUGAUUGUGGGCAACAUCAGCAACCACCAACUGAUCCAGGGAAGACUGGGGAACAAGGCAAUGAUCUCUGCAUUUUCCUGUUUGGCUGUUCAGGAGUCACACUGGACAAAGGCAAUUCCCAACCAUAAGGAUCAGGAGUGGGAUCCUCGAAAGCCAGAAAAAUAUGCUGGAAUCUUUCGCUUCCGUUUCUGGCAUUUUGGAGAAUGGACUGAGGUGGUGAUUGAUGACUUGCUUCCCACCAUCAAUGGAGAUCUGGUCUUCUCAUUCUCCACCUCCAUGAAUGAGUUUUGGAAUGCUCUACUGGAAAAAGCAUAUGCAAAGCUUCUGGGCUGUUAUGAGGCUUUGGAUGGUCUGACCAUCACUGAUAUCAUCAUGGACUUCACGGGCACAUUGGCUGAAAUCAUUGACAUGCAGAAAGGACGCUACACUGAUCUUGUUGAGGAGAAAUACAAGCUGUUUGGAGAGCUGUACAAAACGUUCACCAAAGGAGGUCUAAUUUGCUGCUCCAUUGAGUCUCCUAGCCAGGAGGAACAAGAAGUUGAAACAGACUGGGGUCUACUGAAGGGUUAUACUUACACCAUGACUGAUAUUCGCAAGCUCCGUCUUGGAGAAAGACUUGUGGAAGUCUUUAGUACUGAGAAGCUGUAUAUGGUUCGCCUAAGGAACCCAUUGGGAAGACAAGAAUGGAGUGGCCCCUGGAGUGAAAUUUCGGAAGAGUGGCAGCAACUGACUGUAACAGAUCGCAAGAACCUGGGGCUUGUUAUGUCUGAUGAUGGAGAAUUUUGGAUGAGUCUGGAAGAUUUUUGCCACAAUUUUCACAAACUGAAUGUCUGCCGCAAUGUGAAUAACCCUGUUUUUGGCCGCAAGGAGCUGGAAACAGUGGUGGGAUGUUGGACUGUGGAUGAUGACCCUCUGAUGAACCGAUCAGGAGGUUGCUAUAACAACCGAGAUACCUUCCUGCAGAAUCCUCAGUACAUCUUCACUGUGCCCGAGGAUGGCCAUAAGGUCAUCAUGUCACUGCAACAGAAGGACCUACGCACUUACCGCCGAAUGGGAAGACCUGACAAUUACAUCAUUGGUUUUGAGCUCUUCAAGGUGGAGAUGAACCGAAGGUUCCGUCUUCACCACCUGUAUAUUCAGGAACGUGCUGGGACUUCUACCUAUAUCGACACCCGUACUGUGUUUCUGAGCAAGUAUCUGAAGAAGGGCAACUAUGUGCUUGUUCCAACCAUGUUCCAGCAUGGCCGUACCAGUGAAUUUCUACUGAGGAUCUUCUCAGAAGUGCCUGUUCAGCUCAGGGAACUGACAUUGGACAUGCCCAAGAUGUCUUGCUGGAACCUGGCACGUGGCUACCCAAAGGUGGUUACCCAGAUCACUGUCCACAGCGCGGAGGGCCUGGAGAAGAAGUACGCCAAUGAAACUGUCAAUCCAUAUCUGAUCAUCAAAUGUGGAAAGGAAGAAGUCCGUUCCCCUGUCCAGAAGAAUACUGUGCAUGCCAUUUUUGACACACAGGCCAUUUUCUACAGAAGGACCACUGACAUUCCUAUUAUCAUCCAGGUCUGGAAUAGCAGAAAAUUCUGUGAUCAGUUCCUCGGGCAGGUUACUCUGGAUGCUGACCCCAGCGACUGCCGUGAUCUGAAAUCUCUGUACCUGCGUAAGAAGGGUGGUCCCACUGCCAAAGUCAAGCAAGGCCACAUCAGCUUCAAAGUUAUCUCUAGCGAUGACCUCACUGAGCUCUAAGUAUUCAUCAUCAGUGAAUCCUGACAGCUUCCCAUCUUUUUUUUUUUUUUUUUUUUUUUUUUUUUUUUUUUGUCAGGCAUUAGGUCCUAACUUGGAUUCACAGUUACUGAAAUUCCACAUUUAUUGUUUUCUCUUUUCUGAUAUUUCCCAUACCUCCUGAUCCAAGUAGCAUCAGUAGCUACAUAACCUAUAUACCUCCAGCAGCUGGACAGGGGAGGUGACAAUCCCAUCUGGAGAUCAUACACACGUUUACUGAGAAAAGAUCCUUAGGGCUUCUAGGGGUGAGAUUCAAAUGGGACAAUAACAAGAAUCUGGACAGCUUACAUGUGUCUUUGCUGUCUCCAUCUGCCCAACAAAUCUUCCCUGUAGGGCAUUUUGAUGAAGGAGGAGAGAGGUGAUCAAGGCCAAGCUGGUCUAGCCUGACAUCCCAGCUCCUAACUGACACUACAGAUUCAUCAGCAACAUUUCACCAGUAGCCAGAGCUGACUUUUAACAGUCCCAGCCCUUACCACCACCACCACCACAGUUACUACCACCACCACCUCUGGAAAGUGUGGUCCUGCCCUAACUCAAGUAACUCCCCCACAGUGUUUUACCUUCAUGUUGAGGAAGCUUCCUAGGUGCUUAAUCAAGAGCUGGAGUUCAAUGCGGCUGAGACAGUGAGAAGGGCUUGAACUUUAGCAAUUUGGAAGCCAGCUGUGUGCCAUAAGAGGGAGAAGUUGAAGAAGCUGCAGUGGGAGACAAAGCCUCGGUCCCCCACCCAUCCACACACACCUACACUCACACACGCGCAUGUAAGCGCGCACGAACUACCAUCCAGUCAGUGGGCAAGAAUAAGGACUAGUGAAGUAUCAUGCACACCAAAAGAUGGAUGAAUCUAUCCAGUAAUAGGACAGCCAGUUUGGGGUCCCUGACUACAAUGUGAAACCUCUUGCUGCUGCUAGAUUUACAAACAAGCCCAUUGCCCUGUGCUUCCUAACAUCAUUGGUACUGAAAACUCUAUAUGGGAACUUGAGAGGUCUGGCUUUCACCUGGACCAAUCAAGCUUUUCCCUCUGUUGGGAAGCUCCACUCCCCAGGGUUUGUUUUUCAGUAUGUCUACAAAAUUUCCUUGUGAAUCAGUCAUUGUAUGUUCUUCCCUUCAACCUCAUCUAUCAGUAUUCUGCCCCUAUUCAAGGCCCAGCAUAAAUUCCACCUCCUCCAUGAAGUUCUUUCACAUCUUACCCAAGCCCCACCUCCAACAAUAUUUCAGUGCUUCUGCAAUGAUAAAAAAAACAUAGUUGUAGUACUUAGUCUAGUUCAGCAUGCAUUCAUUUAAAAAUACAUUUUGUAGCUCUCUCUCUUUUUUAACUUACUCAUUUUCUAUCACAUUUUUGCAGUCUUUGUAACUUUUACAGUGCCUUUGCCACACUGCCUUACAAACCAAAUCACAAUAAAGUUCAUA